GGCGCAUGACACCUAACUCGUAAGCCGCAAGAAAAGCACAUGGCCGCCUUGUAGGUCAAAAUUAACCUACUUCUUCUCUUAAAAUUCCAUUCUAUUUCACUUCAUUGGACAAAAAAAUUAAUUGAUUAGUAUGCAAAAAUAAUUAUUUGGCAUAACUCUGCAAAAUGGGGAUUAGGUCAUUACAGGAAUUUAUCGAAACGCACUGUGCAAGUGCAUGUGUGUCAGUGGAUUUGCUGAAAAUAUCGAGAGGAUUCAUACCAAAAAGGCGUGGCAGGGAACCCGGAAAUGAGCGCUUCUGCCUUGUGGUCGAUGCAGAGAGCUGCCUAGACCGUCUGUACGGGGGAUAUUUCUCGGAUUGGGUUUGCGGGGGACAAUGGAAUCGUAUGAUAGCGUUCCUAAACAACCUGAUGCAGGCAUGUCACUCGGCCAAUUUAGAUAUGGUGGUAUUUUUCAACGGUGCAUUAGAGAGCCAAAAAUUAAACGAAUGGUAUGCAGAUCAAUUGAAUGCAAAGAAAAAAGUCACUUUUGUCUUGCGUCACAUCAACAACAAAGGGACCCCUCCCCCAAAGGUCUGGUGGAUCCCCCCUGUAUUCUUGCAGGGUUCCCUUCGCAUGGCCCUAAGACAGAUGGGUGUAGGGGUAGCAUGUUCAAUGGAUGAUCAUGCACAAGAAGUAAUUGGCUACUGUAGAGAACAUGGUCUGCAGGGUAUCAUUGCACAGGACCCCGUUUACACAAUCUUUGAUCCUCCUCGGUAUUUUUCAUCACAGAAUCUGAAGUUGACAUACAAAGGUUCCUUGGAAACAAAAGAAUACAUUAUGGAUGAAAUUGCAAAGAAUCUGGACCUAAAUCCAAAUAGAUUUUGUAUUUUGGCAGCUUUGUUAGGCAACCAUAUUCUCCCAGAUGAAGAUCUCUACUCUUUCUACAUUGAACUUCUAAGCAGAGCUGAUCCCAGUAAACCAGCAAAGUUGACUCCAGAAAAUGCUAUCCAGGCAGCUGUGGAUUUUGUCAGGAAUCUACCUAGUGUUGAAAAUCUGGAUGAAGUUGGAGAAAUCAUAUUCAGGAACUCCAAAGGGAACAAAACUGAGCUGGUGUCAAAGUUCAAACAAUGUGUACAGUAUUAUUUAAAUGGCACAAACGAUGGAUUUCUUAAGUACAGACCUCGGCUUGGACAAUUUGGUGCUACUCCAAGACAAGGAAAUUACGCAAUGUCACAGAGAAAUAUUGAUAACACUGGAUUUUCUGGCGAUCAUGUGCCUCAGGUGGUGGUUGAUCCCCCGACGGGUGGAAAUGCCAACUUUAACCAUAUCCCACCAGGAAUUCGUCAAGAUAUGUUAGCCGCUGUAUCCUCCUCCUCAUCCAGCAGCAGUGGUUCUAGUCCCAACAGAAACAGCCCAGAGGCCAACUGGUCCCAGUCCCUCAAAAUCCAGGCACAAAUGCACAGCAAACAACAGAACAAGUCAACCUCAGGAGACUCUAAAAUCCCACAGGUAUCCCCUGAAAUCAUGAGAAUCGCCAGUGAGAGGCACCAGAAGGGAUUGAUGCACCCUUGGAUUUAUCAGCUGCUGUCACAGGGAGAGAUGAAGAUCCCUGUGAGUUUGGAGGAUGAAGCCAGCAGGGAGCUGCCAACAGCAGCAGAGCUAUAUAAACCAAUCCGACAGACAGUAUACUCUGUACUCUUCAACCUCAACAAACUCAAGAUUAUCCACGAAAAUCAGGUCAAAGAGAAAGGUGAUGCUCCACCCUCUUCCCCCAAGUCUUUUGACAUACCAGUAAAGGAAUGGUCAGUCAGGAGGAACAAUGCUCGUCCUUCCUUUGACAUGGUCAUUGCUCGUCCAGUGGAAUGGAAGACCCCGUCCAUUGAACGAAUGUGGCUAGGUCAGCAGGUGGACGACAAAACUCGGCGCCUGAGGGCGUUCCUGACUUGUAUGGAAAGUGACACACCGCUGAUGCUGAACACACAAUAUGUGCCUCAACAACUCCUCAUUCUCUGCUGUGUACUAAGGUACAUGCUAAGGUUUGGUCGCAUCCUUCAGCGUCUGGAGUUAGAUGCUUUCCUUGCUAUGAGUGUGUCUCCACUUCUACAUGAUGUACAAACCAUGCAGGAUCUUAAGUUACCUAAUGUUUUGCCACGAGGAAUCCACUUGGCUUCCUUACUGAUGUCUGGUGUGGAGACAGCAGUGUUUGCUAAUGAUGUGUGUGGUGCCCCAAUACCCUGGAACAUGUGCCUUCCCUGGCAGUUCUUUGAUGGCAAGCUAUUUCACUUCAAAUUACUGAAGGCUACCAACAACACUCCACUGAUUGACAUGUGUGAUGGACAGGUGGAUCAAGUCCUGCAGGUGGAGAGAAUGAGACAAGCCAUCAUGGAGGGACUACAGUUUGAGUUUGCCAAGCCAAUGCUUCCCACCCCUUCCCUCUACACUAACUAUCCCUAUGGAUACCCGCCAUUCCCAAACCCAAACAACCCCAUGAACUUCCGCCCAGCAGGAAUGGGGCCACCCAACAAUAGAAUGGGCCGGCCAGGUGGAAUGCCUGCAGGAAUGGGACCACAACAGAAUCAGCCCAAGACUCCAGGAAGGGGCAGGGGAAUUCUGGGCCGCUCUCCAGUGGAUGCCCGUGGUGGACAGCUGGAAAUUGCGGGGGUUGUAGUAGGAAGCUGGGGACCCAAUAUUCCUUCCGCGGGCAGGGGACGUAACUCAGGACUGAGUCCCAGAGUAAUGUCUGUGGGCAGGGGAGAAAAUGGUGGAAAUGGCUACCCAAAUAGAGGAGGGAUGAACCCAAUGCGUGGAGGAAUGCCCCCGAUGAGAGGAGGAGGAGGCAUGGGUAUGGGAGGUGGACCAAUGAUGUUCCGAGGAAUGAACCGACCAAUCAGAGGACGCAUGGGACAGCCCAUGUAUGGGUAUGGCAGGGGAGCUAUGAGGAUGCCCAUGGACCGAGGAUAUCCCUUCAGGGGGCGUGGAGUUGUCAGAGGUGUUCGUCGACCACAGGUCAAAGUUAGACCAAGGCCCGGAAAAUUCAAACCAACUGCCAAGCCCAAACCAAACGGCAAAGGACGUGGAAUCACCAUUGAAAUUAUAGAAGAAUCGGUGGCAAUUUCCCAAGUGAAUGGCCACUCAGACGAUGCAUAUGAAGACGCCGAUGCUGACGAAAAUCUGACAACUCCAAUUGGUAAAGGCCGAAUCCACGAAGGAAUCCAGAGUCCAGAUAGUGGUAUCCAUGGUGACAAGUCUGCAACAGACAUCAAUGCAUAGACAGUCAACUCAUCCUAAUCAUCAUUUUCUUCUGCAAAGUUCAUGUGUGUGUGAAAAUGUUUAUCAUUACAGUGACAACAGUGUUAUGCAGUUUAAUAUUUACACACACACAUACACACAGACAAGGUGGGUACAGUGAUAGCCAGUCCUGUUUAUUUUUUCCCCAGAUUUCUAUUGUUUUCGUUAUAUUUUUUUCUUCCUAUUUUUUGUAUGGUGGACUGGUCACUGUAUUCUGUGAUGUGAUGUGGACAAGAAUCACACGAUUAUUCUCCUCAUCAUGUCACCCAAAAAUAUGGAACUGUUCAACAAGCAAAGACUGGCGAUUACAGAAUUUUCUUUAGUUUUAUACCUUAUUUUCCCCCAGAUGUUAGAUUUCCUCAAAGCCAGUGUUGGUGUCUUUGCUUUUUGAAUGGGGCCUAUAUUUCCAAGUUUCAGGGGACCUGGUAUGAACAAAACGUGUCCAAUUUUGAUGCCAGAUGUCUCAUGAACUAGGAAAUGUAAAAUCUUAUUGAGGUGUAUAAAAUGUGAAAUCAGAAAUGAACAACGUCCUCAGUAAGUGGUAUUUUUUGUCGUGAUAUUAGUUGAACGUGUUGAGAAAAAAAGGCUGCAAACUGCCAAAUUUUUUUCUGCAGCCUUUAUGUUUAACAAGAAUGCUGACUGAUAUUUUUUUGAUGAAGCAGUGGGGUUGCUCAAGAGAGAGAGGAGUUGGAAGAAUUUUCAGGGAGACAUUUUAUUCACAUCAUGUUUGUUGAACAAGGCCCUUACUAUUGUAAGGUGGCCUCUAUUGUUGCAUUUAUAUUUUCCAAUGGUGGUCUUUUGACUUCCAGUCCACAAAAAUGGUCGGAUGCCAAAGUCAAACACACUCGACUGGAAUGCUAGAGUUCAAAAUGAGGAUGUGAGCUGGUAGGACAGCCCUUGUGAAUCUUUUCUUUCAAGAUAAAGUUAUGAAAAUUCAGCUGUCAAAAAUAGCACUUUUUCUUGCAGAAAAAUGAAAAAAUGUAUCUUCUCUCUUUUCAAAUUUUAUGUAAAUUUGGUUAAAUCUUUGAAGAUUCAACUUUAAAUUCACCAAGCAUUUUUUUUUUUAAACUAAUUAAAAUAUUUUCAUCUUUUUGGGAUACUGGCAAACAGUAUGAGAAAUAAUUAAUCUGAUGUAUUUUGGAAAAUUGAUGUUGUAAAUGUUAAUGGGCUGUCUUGCUGAAUCACAGUUGAGGCCUUAUAGUUGACAUUGGUAAUGUAAGUAAGCGGAUGCAUGCACAAGUGUUCAAAUGGCCCAUAUUGUUUUUUUGAAUUUUAUACAGAAGACCUCUACAUUAUUUUUGUAUGUUUCUAUAUUAAUUUUUAUUAGCAAAACAAAUUGUUUGAAAAAAAGAUCAGUAUUUGUCAUGUGAAUUUGUGUGUGCUUUGUCCAAGGAAGGGAUUUUGGGCCUCAAUAUUUUUCAUUAAGCCACCCAUCUGAUGUUCUAGACAACACUGAAAAAAUUCUUUAUCUUUUCAUGCAGGACCUUAAUCUUUAAAACUGUAAACCAAGUGGAAGUUUCAGUUUGUUCUUUAGAAGCCUGUAUGGGUUCAACAUUCUUCGACAUCUGUGAUAUACUUGUUUAUUUCAUAUUUUUAUGUUUCUUUCAUGUAAAUCAGUAUUUUCUUGACUUUCAUUUGGUUUUCAGUUUUCCUGUAUCUAUUUUCUCUCUCAACAAAAAAGAAACUUAACUUGUUUUAUCAUUGAGCUUUCACUGUCUAGAAUAUGAUAUGGACAAGGGUUAAAAGAAAUUGGAUUAAAAAAAAACAAAAAUAAUGUAAUAAGUUGUGAUAAGGUUUGUUUAGGGUUUGGGCGGAAAUCUGUGUCAGGGUUUUUAAGUGUGCACACUUUGACGCAAUAUUACCAGUCAACUAGGAUGUAUAAACCAUUCUGGAAUUGACAAAGAAAGUUGGUUUUACUCUAAAUAAGAGUUUCAAAAUGAGUUUCAAAUGAGUCUCUGUUGAAAAAAAAAGAUGAAAUAGGGUAGGCAUAUUGAUUGUUAUAGCAAGGAGUGGAAUUUAAUACAUGUACUUGGUUAGGAAUAUUUUCUAUGUGAAUUUCAAAAUGUGUUAUACACGUUCAGGAGAGCAAAAUUCAAUCCACAGAAGAUGAUUUCGAGAAAUUCUUUGGUGUCUGUGGUGAAAAGAUACUUUAGAUGAAAGAUUUUAAACUGACCUUUGACAUUUUUGAUGUGUCCUUUAAGCUGUUGCCAUGGCAACUUGGACUGGAUAAGAAACAAGACUUUGUGAAAAUAGAGAUGAAUUUAAGAAGAAAUUAAUUCAAAUAAGGAUCUAAACUAUAUCAGAAUUGUUCUUUAUUUAAAAUGCACUCAUUUUUUCCACAGUGAAAAAUUUCCUCUGUGGAAUCUAUAUCUCAUUGGAAAUGUAAAAUGAGAUAAGAAGUGUAGAAAUGUAUUAGAAAAUGAACCAGCAACAGCUUCCUUAGAAAUGGUUUCUUCUUUUUUAAAACAAGCAGAACAACUAUAAGGAAAAGUUUACUUUUGCAACAAAAAAGUAACCAAAAAAAGAUUCAAGCAUGCUGAAGUAUCCAUGCUUAUUUUCAUUUUGAUUGAAAAAUCCCUGUAUCCGGCUGGAAAGGGAGAUUUAAUGGGACAUUGAAAAAGAGGAGUGAAUUUUUUUUUCAAAUUAAAUGAUGGAUAUCUCCUGGUCCCUAUUGUACAUUAACUAUUUUAAUUUUUUUUUUCUUUCAUUUUGUAUUAUGUAUAAUAUUUUAAUGUAAAGCUGAUUUGAUUGAUAUCAAAUAGCUAAGGUUUUGUAGUUAUUACAAAUGUUAAAUAUGCUUACGUAUUGAUUAAUGACUGGAAUUAAAAUGUCAAGAAGUCAGUAAUUUGGGGGAAAUUUCAUAAAAAUUAUAAUGUAGAAUCUUACAUAAAAUAAAUGUGGGGGGUUGGGGGUUGGUUGUGGUCUUGUAAAUUUCUUAGAAGGAAAAUCUCUGAAUUACUGGCUUCGUCUUUUGUAUUACUCUAUUUAUCAUGCAGUCUUGUGUGUUUCAUAAAGUGGUAGCAUUAUGCUUGCUUUCAAACAGAGAAAAAAAUAACGGUUCUUGGAAAGCUUCCAGGAACACAAAAAAUAAAAGCAUGUUGUAAAAAUAUGAUGAAUUCUCCUUCCCUCACUACAAGAUGAUUAUGUUGUAAAUUUGAAUAUUUGCUUAUCACAUUUUUUUUUUCUCUCUUGUUCUUCAAUAAAGUAAAGUUUUGGAAUGGAAAGUAGUUUAACAACAUAUGUGGAUUGCUUUGUACAGAAUAUUCCAAAAAUUGGGUUUUGUCAUUGAUUUGUAUUUAAAUAUUAUGUUUUUGAUAAUUUUUCACACUCUUUUUUGCCAUGAUUUUGUUGAAGUACAACUUUUAAAAUGUAGAAGAAAACUGAUUCAAAGCCAUUGCGUUGAUUGGUAAGAGUAAAGACAAUUAUGUCAGUAAUAAUGCUACAGGAACAAUUGCAUAUACACGUACCAACAAAUCAUGGCAUUGCUUUUUGUUUCACGCUGUUUUUAAAAUGUUUAGCAAAAUUGUAAAUGAGUUCUUUUUUAUAACGGUGUAUAGUUGAAAUUUGUUUUCUGAAGCAUGGCCUAUUUUUAGAUAUCUUUGGAUAAGGGAAUUCUUAUAAAAAACUUUUUUUCUUUCUAAAGAAGGACAUGUUUGAACAUUGCAUGAAAUGUGCAUGAAACAAUUUAUGUUCCUCUUGGUAGAUUUUUUUUUCUUUUUGCUCCGUCUUUGGCAUCAUAAUACAAUUUAUCCAGUAUUUGGAAGAAUGGUAUAUUUAUAUGUAAGCACUUAUCCUGUAGUUAUAAUUUCUAGCAAGCAAAAGUUGUGCUGUGUGGUAUUUUGAAAUAUGAUAGAAAAAAAAACAAUUUUUUAGGAGGACACCACACCCAGACAUAACUCUUGCUUGUAGACUUAACUCUGUAUACUUCGUGUAUUUGGUAACUUUGCCAAGUUUGACAAAUUCUCUUCAUAUAUUCUAUAUUGUGUACUACUCCUUGCUUAGAUAGAGAUACAUAUAAUAAUUUACUAUAGGUGAGAAUGACAGAUUAUUUUUGAGUUUUUAGGAUUUAAGGCCUUCAUGGUAUCAAGUAAAUGAAUUGCAAGCUAAGUCAAAAUAAGAUUGAGAGAGGUAUUGGUUAAUUUUUUGGCUCUUUGCAAACAAGUUAUUUGUUAGGAUUAAACUUCUAUACAACAAGACAAGAAUGGCCUGAGAUGGUUGAGGUUAGCCCAGACAUUAUGACAUUUGAAUGGACUGUCAAGUGUUUUUGAAUAAAUGUUGUUUUUGUGGA
This is a messenger RNA of Saccostrea echinata, 7554 nucleotides long. Its product is annotated as constitutive coactivator of PPAR-gamma-like protein 1 homolog. Bases 165 to 3248 code for a protein of 1027 amino acids. The transcript is spliced from 17 exons. The record is from RefSeq and is a predicted model, not a curated record. Lineage: Eukaryota; Metazoa; Mollusca; Bivalvia; Ostreida; Ostreidae. Gene Ontology annotation, cellular component: nucleus.